AAUAAUUUUCAAAGUCUGCUUUAAUCGUAUAGGAGAGAAAAAUAAAAAUUUUUGAACGUGGUCUCGAAAAAUAUUCAGGGCAAAAACAAUGUUUGGCGAUAUACAAGAUUUCGCUGGUGUUUGCUGGAAAGAAGUUCUGUCACUGGUAAACAACGCAGCAGUUUACAUUGAUCAUGCAGCGUCAGAGUGCCUGCAUUGGUACACAGGAGACAGGGCUUAUUUAACUUUAAAAGAUGCCGGUGCUUGUUCCAUUCAUGAACUGUCAUUGUACAAUUUUCAUAAUCUCAAAGCAAAAGGAGCCAAAAAGGCAGUGAUUAUUUCUACAUCAACAGACUCACUUUUUUACCAGCGUACGCUGAAACUUAUUAUAGAGAAAAAUGAUUUUGAAAAAUGUUUAGUUGUUUUCACGGCUCAUGAAAAAGUUUUACAGUACACUUCUAUGAUACCUGAUGAUUUGAUGAGAGAAAGUAGUUAUGAUAUUUUGAAGGGAGAUAUAAUACAUUGGAUGAAUGAUAAGACACUUACAGAGAAUUCCCAAGUAACAAUGAUUUUCAAACCUAUUUUCAUAGCAUGUUUGAAGAAAGAUAUAUUUGUCACGCCACCUUUCGCAAAUUUAAUGCCUGCUGUUGAUAAAGUGUUGAUAGACGAUUAUGUAUUGGAAAUCGAAUUUCUCAUUAGUUCUUUACAUAUGCUGUUUACCCAUUACAAUGUUCAGGAAGACAUUUAUUCUUUGGGAAAACUUGCAAAUCACGUUGCAAACAAAUUAGACAACUUUGGGCCAGCCAUAAAUAGAAGAAAACGUGCAGUAGAUCAAAGAAAGGUAUCAUUGAUAUUGAUAGAUAGAACACUUGAUCUAUCUACAGCCACUAGUCACAACUCAGAUUCAAUAUUGGGUAGAAUUUUAUGUACGCUGCCUCACUUACCACAUCAUUACAAUGAUGUUGCUAUAAAGAUGCAUUCUCUGAGUCUCAAGGGAGAGGAGUGCUCUUCUUCUUUUAUGGUUCCUGGAUGCUUGGCAAAUAGGAAUGAAGAAUUAAUGGAUUUACUCAUUAAUAAAAAGCAAAAAGAUGUUUUGUUGUCAUUAAAUAAAAUGUUGAUAGAUAUGUCAUCCAGUAAAGACAGUCCCAAAACUAGUAAAAUAUCAACUAGAGUGACUGCUCACAGUUUGGAAAAAGGAGUUAAAAAAUUUCGUGAUUCAGAAAGUAUUGAUUCUUUGAGGAAAAACAGUAAAAACCUUCAGCUGAUUGCUGCAGUUGUUCAGGCUCUCAAAUCAAACAAAACUGCUCAAAUUGAAUUUGUUAUAAGUUUGGAAAAAUUGAUUUUACAAAAUUUGGCUGUUAGUGGAGACUCAUCAAGUAUUUUAACACAAUUGAGUAAUAUUGUAAAAACACGAGCAUCAAGGGGUUUAGAAAUGGAAAAUUUACUUGUGCUUCUUAUCCAUCUUUAUGCAAUGGCUGGUCCUGAUAUAAAGUUUUCUGAACAACAAGAAAAAGCACUAAAGGAAGCCUUAGCUUGUGCAAUAUAUGAAGAUAUAAAAAAAUGCAAUGAAAGUGAUCUGGAUGUUGAGCUUUCUGCAUACUAUCAGACAUUGCUACUUCUAGGAGUGUCUGAUGAGCAGGCAUCUAAAGAAGCUGCCAACAAAAUAACAGAUAAAAUAAUCACAAUUUUACAUGAAAUAUUGCAUCAAAGAGAGUCGUUGAAAAAUUAUAAGCAAGUUAUAAGCAAAUCAAACCCUCGUGAAAUGGCGAGACAUGUUGGUCUUUUGGAACAUUUGGUUACAGAUUUGUUGGACGAAAGCAAACCAACUAUUCCUGAUUUAGUUCAACAAAAGCCGUCGUUGCUAUCUUCAGGCUUCAAUUAUCUAACAAAAGGUAAAUUAAGUGAUCACCCAUGUGACAAUCCAUGGACGAUUAUUUAUGUACUUGGAGGAAUAACACCUGAUGAGAUUAAGACUGUUGAAGACAUUAUAAAUAAGAAAGGCGCACAUUGUACUAGGAUAACUAUGGGAGGAACUAGAUUGUUAAAUCCACUGGACAUACUUGAUAAAAUUUUAUUUACAAAUAUAAAUACUUUAUAA
Molecule: messenger RNA, 2077 nt
Organism: Copidosoma floridanum
Lineage: Eukaryota; Metazoa; Arthropoda; Insecta; Hymenoptera; Encyrtidae
Product: sec1 family domain-containing protein 2
Biological process (GO): vesicle-mediated transport
Source: RefSeq, a predicted model, not a curated record